Coccinella septempunctata (seven-spotted ladybird) is the source of this 1401-nucleotide messenger RNA. Its product is annotated as E3 ubiquitin-protein ligase SIAH1A-like. Gene Ontology annotation, molecular function: ubiquitin protein ligase activity; ubiquitin conjugating enzyme binding; zinc ion binding. The record is from RefSeq and is a predicted model, not a curated record. NCBI's taxonomy places the organism in Eukaryota, Metazoa, Arthropoda, Insecta, Coleoptera, Coccinellidae. Gene Ontology annotation, cellular component: cytoplasm. Gene Ontology annotation, biological process: multicellular organism development; proteasome-mediated ubiquitin-dependent protein catabolic process. The transcript has 2 exons. The coding region runs from base 220 to 1077 and encodes 285 amino acids.
CAGUAGAUUUCCUAUCGAGAAUCCGGUGGUUCCCUGGACGUUUGUUUUAUUUUAUUAAUCUUUGUUUUGUCGCGGUUACGUGACGAAUAUCAUUGGACCAAUUCGAUGUGAAAGUCUCCAGCGAAUUUUAUUCUAGUGUAGUAUAGUUGAUUAGGUAUGUUCUGAUCGCCUCCUUUGAUGCCAUUCGCAGUAGGGACGGUAUAGGCCAUUUUGGAUGAAAUGGAAACUACGCCCACUAUAUCCAGAGAGAAAGCUUGUCCAAUAUGCCAAAAACCCCUGAGAAAACCCACCUACAAAUGCCUAAGGGGCCACCUAGUAUGCGGCUGCUGCCUGACAACCUUGACCACGCCCUGCCCUAUCUGUUGCGAGCCGAUCAUCAAACCACCACCUAGAAAACCUACAAACAGCCUGAACCAAAAGACCGCAACCAGCCCCAACCAAAACACCACACUCAGCCUCAACCAAAAGACCACACCCAGCCCCAACCAAAAGACCGGAACCAAAUGCCAGUACGCACUCAGGGGCUGCAAAUUCCUCCUGGAACCACACGAAGUGGAACCCCACCACCUGGAGUGCAGAUUCAGGGAUUUCGCGUGCGAAGGCGACCUCUUCGACUGCUGGACCUGCGCCUGGACCGGCAGAUACGACCAGAUCCAGGACCAUUUCAAGGCAGAGCACGAGGACAGCACCCUGAUGACGUUCAAGACCGAGGCCAUGCUCCACGUGGACUUGAACGAGGACUAUCGCAACAUCAGCCUGAUCGACUACAGGGACGGUCAGAACUUCUUCUGGUACAAGUGCAAGGUGGACACGCUGAACAGGAUGUUCUACUCGACGGUGCAGCUCAUAGGGACCAGGCAGCUGGCUCCGAAGUACUGCUACGAGUUCGAAAUCUUCCGGGGUCCGGUGAGGAAGAUCAAGGUCACGGAAACGUGCGACAGCGACGCCGUAUACGUGGAGAACAUCUUCGAGAACGAGAACUGCGUGGCUAUAUCCUUCGACACACUCAAGAACUACCUGGACGAGGAGGGGAAUAUGAGGUUUAGGUUUAGGAUCAUGAGCAUCAAGAAAAAUUGAGUUGGGGGGAGGGUUUAUGAGUACCACUCCGUUUUUACGUACACAUUUUUCAGAAUUAUUGUUUUUGUACAAUUCAUUUUUUUUAUUAUCUUGUCUAUGUUAAUUCAGAAUUUUUUGUAUUUAUGUAUUUUCCAAAGAAAUGUUUAUUUUCUAGGUUUGUACCUCAUGAGUGUUAUACAAUUCAGUACGAACUCAAAUUUAAAUAUAAUAAUAACUAUAAUAAAUGUAUUUAAGGCCAAUAUUAUAAUAUUGAUUGUAACUAAUGUAUUAUGAUCACUAUGAUUUCAUUUUAUGUUUGUAUCGAUAAAUAUUUCUUAUAAUGUA